CUACUGACUGAAUGAAUUGAAUACUGAUACUGAGUUACUGAAUUAAAUUAAAGUUACCCAGUUUCAGUUCAGUAAGUUACUGACUGACUGAGUUACUCUUAAAGCAUAACAGGCAGGCCAAUGACUGACUGAAUCUGGGCGAAGGCAGGGAUAGGGAUAGGGAAUUUUGUUUUGUUUUUGUUUUGAAUCAAUACGAAUACGAAUUAAUUAACUCACUGAUGAUGUACGUUUACGUUUAGGCCCAAAAGGUACGUUACAUUGGUUUAUUUGAUUCUGGGUAUAUUUUCGUUAGGAGGUCCAUUCCUGGGAUUAUAGGCUAGGCCUAACUGAAUUUUCACCCAUAGGCUGAGGCUAUUGAAAUUGAAAACAGCGAAUAGGAGGAGACUAGUUGAAGGCUUGAAGGUUGGAACAAAUCCACAUAAUAGGAGAAAUAUAUACACUAUGGAGAGUGCACCUGAUCCAAGUUUGACCAACAGUCCGAAUAUAAACUCAGUAUUGAAGCCACCAAAACCUCGAAUACCAUUGAAGGAUUUGAUGGCAGCUGCUCCUGAGGAAGAUAACACUGCUGCUCGUAAACGACGAGUCAGCUUUGCCAAUGUCAACAAGAUCAAAGAGUUUAGUGCUGGUGCAGAGUCAAUGGUGGUUUGUCAAACUCCGGCAUAUGAAGAACCAUUUUCAGUUUCCUCAGAUUCGUCAUAUCCCUCUGGAGUUGAUGGGUGGACGCCUGGCAAAGUACAGUCAUCGGUAGAAAAAGAAAACAUGUCCAUUCCAACUUUGAGAAUGUCCACAGAAAUGGAUUUGACCAGAUUAGUUGAGAACCCAGCUUGUAGAACUAGGUUCUCUGUUAACGAAAUGGAUCUAACAGAGGUUGCCAAUUCAUGCAGAUCUGCAAACUUUGACCAACAAACAAGAUUUUCUCUAGGAAUGGACUUAACAAAUGUAGCUACCGGAUAUUCCAACCAAAAUACAAAAUAUUCAGUUGGGGAUAUGGAUUCAUCUGAAAUGGCCCGGUCUCAUCGUGUACUUGAUCAAACAAAUGGCCAUUCUACGGGUAUGGACAUGAUUGGUAGAUAUUCAAUUAAUGGAAUGGAUUUGACUGAAGCAGCUAAUCUUCAUCAGACACUUCCCAAUCGGAGAUCUGCAAGAUUUUCUGUUGCAAUGGACUUUACUAAUGUUAUUGGUAAUCCUAUGAGCACAAUAAGAUUUUCAUGUAAUGAAAUGGAACUGACUGAAGCAGCCCGACCAUUUACAUUCAGUGAGCAGCCUUCUAAAGAUGAACACUCUGUGAAUGCAUCUCUGAAUGGUUCAGAAGAAUUGGAGCUAACAGAGGCUGUUGAAGGUGCACAGUUUUCUGCUGUAUCUCCUAAGUAUAAAAGUAUUGAUGUCGGUUUAACAGAAAAUGUUCUAUACUCUGUAAAUAACACACGAUAUUCAGUUAAUAACAUGGAUAUGACCAGUGCUGUAGCUUCAGGCAUGUCAACUAAUCGUAGGAAAUCUUCUAGAUAUUCCUUGGUAAACAUGGAUUUAACUGAAAUCGUAGACAAUAGCUCUGAUGCUUUGGAACUCACACAAACUAUUGGGGACCCUCAAAUAAAAUCAGGGUUGACAAAAAAUUCAGUGUGUGAAAUGGAUUUGGCUGAGAGUGUGGACCAAGGUUUUCCCGAAAUAUCCAAUCGUAUGGAUCAUCAAACUAGUGAUAGUAUAAAACUGGAGUAUUCUGUUGAUUCAACAAAUCUUAUGAACCUGACUAAACCCAUACACAAUGCCCCCGAAUUUAAUGAAGAAGAUUUAAUACCCACUCCGAGUUUUAAAGCUGAUGAUACCUGUUCGUCGUUUUUGUCCGGUGAAGAUCUUAAAAAUGUUGAUGAGAAAUUGAGUGAUACAAGGUUUUGCUCCACCUCUACUUCUCAAUCUUCAACCACAACUACUACAGAUGUUCCAGUAGUCAAUGAGAAUGAACAAAAUAACCCCCAUAAUACUAUCCACGUAACAAAGCAUUCCCACCAAACCACAAAAUUAAAUGAUUCUAGUAACAAAAGUUCCUCAAAUUCUGAAGGCCAGUUAAAAAAGGAUCUACUAGGAUCUGAGUUAAAUGUGUCAUUAGUUGAAAAAGUAUAUCCCUCAGCAAAAACUGUAGAUCGAGAAGAAAAUCUUAAGGAAAUCCUUGAUUCUUCUAAGCAUGAAAAGAAUCUUUUAAAAAUGGUAGAGAAAACCUUCACAGACAGUGAAACUGAACUAAAUGAAAAUAAACUAUGUUUAUUGAAUGUUGAUAACUGCUAUAGUGAGGAUGAUAAAUCUUCAAGUUAUUUGAAAAAAGAAUGUGAACAAGAAAACAUAAUAAUUAUCAUGAGUGGUUCUAAUCAUUAUUCUAAUAUAGAAGGUGGCACCUCAGAGCAAAAAACCCGUUCAUGUGCUACUUACCAAAAGGAUUUAAUUUUUGAGAAUGAGUCUAACAAUAAAGACCCUAUUAGCAAUGAAACUAUGAUAAUUGACGAUGCUCUAAAUACUUCUAUUACAAACAGCACUGACAUCAUAGAAAUAAAAGCAAAUGAAGUUGAACAUUCGUGUUUAGAUGGUGAAACAAUACCUGAAACUAUGACUGAAGGAAGUUGUUGUUUGAAUGAGUCUGUCAUGAAUAUGUCACUAGGAAAUACCUCUGUGGAUCAAGUUCAGGAAUUUGAAAACUGUAACGAACAAGUAAAAGGUAUCGAUGUCAUUAUUGAACCACCAUUUUCUUUUCCUUUAUCAAACCUUGAUGAGGAAGAUAGCCAGAAAAUAAGUACUAUUCAUAAAGAUCAAUCCGCUGACUCCAAAAUGUCACCAAAUUCAUCCUUGAAUUUGUCCAACAGAAGUGUUUUUUGUAAUAAAAAUAUAACAAUGACACGUGGAAGUAGUAAAAGUUCAGUUAUUACAUCUAACACGUCUCUAGAGAUCAGUUGUAAGGAUACUUCAAUUGAACUUAAAAGUAAUUCAAAUUGUAAGAUUUUAAAUCAGUCAGAAAGCAAUAUUAGUCAUGGAGUAGUCUCUCAACACCCAGAAGCAGUUAGUGGAUGUAGAGGAAAGAGAAGUUUUGAGGCUGCAUUAGAACCUGAAAAUGACACAGAAGAAAGUCCUGUCAAACAGUUAUGUAUGUCAAGAGAGGAACGCUCUACCGAAUAUGAGAUUCUGAACAAUAUCACUGUACCUUCAUUUCUAAUGGACACAGUGUCUGCACAAAAUGAAACUGAUACAUGCUUAGAUCAUAAUGAAACACCAGAAGCUCAACAUCAUAUAGACUCUACAGCUCACAUCCACACUGAAAGUGCAUUGUCUACACAACAAAACAAACAGGGGUUUAGUUUGCUAAUAAAUAGUUCAUUCAAAUGUAAUAUGUCUGAAAAUCUAUUGCGUCACGAAGUGAUAGAUCUUUGUGAGUCAAGUUUUGAUGCAACAACGACAGAAGUGAGAGACUUAAUGAAUAACAGUCGUUACAAAACGACAAAUGUGACCAACAACGAAGAGGUUGCAUGCAAACAACAGGACAAUUCUGAUUGCGUAGUAAGAAAAUGUGACUCUUCUGGCUUUCAUGAAUUGGACAACAAACAUUUUGACCAAGGACCGCAAUCAGAAUUGAUUAAAGAAGAACUUGACAGUGGCAAUUUAAACACUGAAGACACUUUAAAGACUGAGCUAGGAAGAGAAAAAGAAAGUUGGUCGCUGGAACCAUUAAACCUUCCCACAGACAUACAGUCAAGUAUCUGCUUCAGAAAAUGGGGCAAGCUGAAAAUUGUCAGAAAAAAUACUUUCACAGCUUGUUUUAUCCCGAAUUGGAUUGAAAUUCUAUUUACAGUUGACUCCUGGGGCAAUGUGGUCAAUGUUAGCUACCAAAGCAUUUGUACAGGUGGUAACACUGCCAUCACUGAGUAUUUGCUGAAACAAGCCAGAAAUUAUGUAUUCCCAAAAAAAGGAUCUGAUCUCAUAAUGAAUUUGAUAUCUGAAAAAAAAUCACAUCUUGCUCGUCUUGCUAGGAAUGUUAAUUUAAUAUGUAAAUACCACAAUGGGAAAAUCAAUGGAGACAUCCUUACACUUGAGGCUGCAAGUUGCAAACAUCAUUUCUGGACAUUCAUUGAUGUAAAUAUAAAACAUCCUCAGUCUCUCAAUGAAACGGACAUAACUAUCUCAGAACAGAAAAUUGGAGAGCUCAAGUUGUCUUAUAUACGAAGGAUUUUCAAAUGCAUUGAAGAAAAUGAAGAUCAGCUGUUGAAUUUUGCCAAAGCUGUGUCAAAGAUGCAGCGUAGUGACUAUCAAUUUUGAUGUUGAAAAGUGGAUUUGUGUAAAUAUGUGGCAUUAAUAAAUGAAGUAUUAAAAGUUA
Molecule: messenger RNA, 4351 nt
Organism: Macrosteles quadrilineatus (aster leafhopper)
Lineage: Eukaryota; Metazoa; Arthropoda; Insecta; Hemiptera; Cicadellidae
Exons: 10
Coding region: 442-4293 (1283 amino acids)
Source: RefSeq, a predicted model, not a curated record